AUGGGAAUGACCGGAGUACCAUAUACCGACGGUGGGAAAGCAGCAUAUAAGACAGGGGCCUUCCCUGACCCAUCAAACCGGCGGAAACAUGAGAAAAAGGGAUUGAAUGCUUUCGCCAUGCUCUCCAUGUCCAGCUACCCCAUGAGCAACGCAAAGACGACACGGAGCGCGACCUCCAUGGAGGGGUUGACUUUCCAGAACACCACACGAGCCAGACUUGACGCGGUCAAAGAGACGACACCGCCGGGCCUCUCGCCAAUGCAACGAUUCAUGGCCGAGGACAUCCAAGUUCAGCCGUGGAACGGCCUGAGUUCUGGCCUCGCCCACCAUGUCACCCCACGCAAGAGAAGCCCAGCGAGCAGCACACGAAAAACGUGGUCCAUCCUCGCAAAUCCAUCGUCAACAGAUGGCUCAGUGUCGAGAGUCGAUGCAGUAGACUCCGGCCUCGCUGUAUCUCAACGUCCCAGCGGUCAAGCAACCGGCCUCUCCCGAGGAGAACACCAGGAGAAGCGCCUAGUUGCCGAUGACCUGAAGUACGUCGGUCAGAUCUUUGUAGAGGGCAAGUGGGAAAAAGAGACAGCGGGCCCACAUGAGCAAGGGAAUCAAUCUGGUAGCUUGACAAGCAAACCAUCCGCGAUGGAUGAGAGUGGCGUCGGGCAAUGGGUACAGGUCUAUUCAGGUCAACGCUUUGAUCCAUGA
Molecule: messenger RNA, 699 nt
Organism: Fonsecaea monophora
Lineage: Eukaryota; Fungi; Ascomycota; Eurotiomycetes; Chaetothyriales; Herpotrichiellaceae
Exons: 2
Coding region: 1-699 (232 amino acids)
Source: RefSeq, a predicted model, not a curated record